CUCCAACAAUAACUCCCUCUAAGAUUCUUGCAAGCAGUCAUCCUAAUCACGACGUCAUAAUGGCUGAUCUCGCCAGCCGCAUCACCAAGCCCGACGAGGCUCCGGCUGCCGCCCCCGAGGCUGCGCCCGUGUCUGCCCCUGCGUCCGAAGAGCCCAGGGCCCCCGAGAACGAGACCUCCAUCGAGGAGAGCCAGAGCAACCUUGUCAAGAACGAGUACGAAGUCGAGAUUAAGUUGAGCGAUCUUCAGAAUGACACCGAAAGUCCUCUCUACUCCGUCAGCUCGUUCGAUGAGUUGGGUCUCCCCGAGGCUGUCAACCGCGGUCUGCUCGCCAUCAACUUCAAGAAACCUUCCAAGGUCCAGGAGAAGUGCCUUCCUCUCAUGCUCUCCGACCCUCCCCGCAACAUGAUUGCCCAGUCUCAAUCCGGUACUGGAAAGACUGCCGCUUUCGUCCUUACCGUUCUCUCCCGCAUCGACCUGUCCAAGCCCCACCAGCCUCAAGCCCUUCUGCUCGCUCCCAGCAGAGAGCUUGCCCGCCAGAUCCAGACCGUUGUCCAGACCAUCGGUCAGUUCUGCGAGAAUUUGAUUGUCGAGGCCGCUAUUCCCGGUGCCAUCUCGCGCGAGACGGGUGUUAGAGGCAGCGUCGUCGUGGGAACUCCGGGAACUGUCAUGGACCUUGUCAAGCGCAGGCAGUUUGAUAUUUCGCAGUUGAAGGUUCUUGUUAUUGACGAGGCCGACAACAUGCUUGACCAGCAGGGACUGGGUGACCAGUGUGUCCGCGUCAAGAACAUGCUCCCCAAGACCAUUCAGAUCCUCCUUUUCUCUGCGACGUUCCCAGACAAAGUUCUGAGAUUCGCCGAGCGCUUCGCACCCAACGCCAACCAGAUGAAGCUCAAGCAUAAGGAGCUUACGGUCAAAGGUAUUUCGCAGAUGUUUAUGGACUGUCCUACCGAGAAGGACAAGUACGACAUUCUCUGCAAGCUGUAUGGUCUCAUGACCAUUGGUUCUUCCGUCAUCUUCGUCCGGACGAGAGAGACAGCCAACGAGAUCCAGAAGCGCAUGGAAGCAGAUGGUCACAAAGUUUCGGCCCUUCACGGCGCCUACGAAGGCCAAAGCCGUGAUGUUCUUCUCGAUGAAUUCCGCUCCGGACGUUCCAAGGUCCUCAUUACCACCAAUGUUCUGGCACGUGGUAUUGAUGUUUCCAGUGUGUCCAUGGUCAUUAACUACGACAUUCCGAUGAAGGGACCUGGCGAAAGGGAGCCGGACGCAGAGACAUACCUUCACCGUAUUGGUCGUACCGGUCGUUUCGGUCGUGUUGGUGUCUCGAUCAGCUUUGUUCACGACCGUAGGAGCUUCGAAGCGCUCUCCCAGAUCGCUCAGUUCUACGGAAUCGACCUUAUCCAGCUGAAUCCCAACGACUUGGAUGAUACCGAGAGGAAGGUGCAAGAAGUUAUCAAGUCGAGCAGGGCCCAAGCGGAGUACGUUCCCAGCGCUACUGAUUCGGCCGCUUAGGUAUUUGGCCGAUCAAUGAGUGUUGAGGGGGAGUCGUCGUCGUUGAAGUCGUUGAAGUCGUUCUUCUCUCCGGCACUGCCGCUGCCGGAGACUCAGCAGUUUAGCGGAUGGUGGUGAGCUAGUGCACUAGGAGUUUAUCAACUGAAUCAUCUAGCGUAGGCGAGGGAUCAUGUCUUUUCAUCGUUGCUGCGACAUCACGAUGUUGGGAGGCCCAGAAGGAAAGGGUAUGUGGGAGUGAACUCAUGAUGCGCAUAUUCCGUCAUUCAAAAUGGGAAUCGGGAGUUUAGAUCAAAGAGAUACCAACAAGGGGCGAAAGAUAAAUUACCUUUGCAGUCAGCAAGAUUGCUCAGGACGCGUUCGAUACUACCCGACGUUGAUACACCGGUAGACGCCAGGGUAUCACGAAAAUGUCAAGUGCAUUGUGUCUCGUAGGGAAGGGGGGCUAAGAACGCUUAUCUAUCCA
Messenger RNA from Neurospora tetrasperma FGSC 2508, 1974 nucleotides. RefSeq lists its product as uncharacterized. Bases 60 to 1511 code for a protein of 483 amino acids. Lineage: Eukaryota; Fungi; Ascomycota; Sordariomycetes; Sordariales; Sordariaceae. Gene Ontology annotation, biological process: poly(A)+ mRNA export from nucleus. The transcript is spliced from 4 exons. Gene Ontology annotation, molecular function: RNA binding; ATP binding; RNA helicase activity. Gene Ontology annotation, cellular component: cytoplasmic stress granule; nucleus. The record is from RefSeq and is a predicted model, not a curated record.